AUGCUUGAAAUAGUCGGUUGGCAAGAUUUAAAGGAUUUAUUUAGAAAGGCCGGUAAUGUGCAACGUGCAAAUAUCAUGCAAAGUCGCGAUGGUCGGUCGAAAGGACAUGGUAUUGUACUCUAUGCUACAGUUGCAGACGCACAAAAAGCCAUAUUAGAAUUUGAUGGAUAUGAAUGGCAUAGUAGGAAGUUAGAAGUUAGGGAGGAUCGUAUUGCAAACGAUUACCCUCCACCUCCUCCACGUACGGAGUGUGUCAAUAAUAUUGAUCAAACUGAGUCGGAAAACGAUAAAAUCACUUCAACUAAUGGCUUAUCGGUAUCAGUGAAUUCAAAUGAUAUCAAUGGCACCUCCUCAUCAACACAAUCUACUACAUCACCCGUAGACUAUUCUUCCAUUACAAAAAUUACAAAAAAUGAAAUUCUUAACAUGAAUGGCACAAAUAUUAACGGGAUUACGAAUGGAACAACAUGUAGUGAAGAAUAUACUGCAAAUAAUUCAUCUCCAGGGAUUAUUAAUUCUUCAAUCUUACAAAGGCAAUUAUUUGUUGGAAAUCUACCAUUUCGUGUGAGAUGGCAGGAUUUGAAGGAUCUAUUUAGAAAAGCGGGGACGGUCAUACGCGCAGAUGUUGCGCUGGGAUAUGAUAAUAGAUCAAAAGGUCAUGGGACUGUGCUAUUUACAACUCUUGAAGAAGCAAAAAACGCGAUCGCUAUGUUUAAUCAAAAGCCUUGGCAAGGUAGAAUCUUGGAGGUACGAGAGGAUCGAGGAUUUGUUGAUCCGAACGUUCAAAAUAACGUUAAUGGACUAGAAGGUCUUAUCUAUGGAGCCCCUCAGCAAAAUUAUGCCGGAAAAUUACUUUUUGUUGGAAAUCUACCAUUUAAUUGUCAAUGGCAAGAUCUGAAAGAUCUCUUCCGUAAUGCCGGAAAUAUCAUUAGGGCUGAUGUUUCAACUAAUUAUGACGGACGAAGUAGAGGUUUUGGCACAGUGUUGUUCGCAACACCUGAGGAUGCUAGGAAUGCUGUUGGGAUGUACAAUGGCUAUGAAUUUCAAGGAAGGAUUUUACGUGUCCAUUUUGAUAAAUUUUCAUUUCCACCUUUUCCUCCGCAUCAUCAUCAUAAUCCACCUCCGCAUCCACAUUUGACCGUACAUCCACAUCAUAGACCGCCUCCUCCUCCACUUAUUCAUCACCAUAAUUUUCAUUUGGGUCAUCCACCAAUUCCUCAUCCUCAUUUUAUUCCUCCAACUCACAUGGGACCCUUUUCACCACCUUUAACAACACCAUCAUUAACUAGUCCUACACCAUUCCCAACUUCUUAUAAUCCGUUAGCACAUUUAAAUAACCUCCCAAAUCCGAAUACUAAUGCUACUUCUUCAUUUCAACCUAUUCCACUUGUUUCUUCAGUCGGUUCUGUUCAUGGGGUUGGAGCUAAUUCACUGCAAAACUUUAAUCAAUCAUCACAAAAUAUCUCCCAAGAUCAACCAAUUGUGACGCCAACAACGCAAUUUUCCGGUUUUGGUCCAAUUGGGAAGACUCACCAAUCACCCCAGAUAUCAUCAGCACUUUCUAAUUUUAGCGCAUUAGGAGCCUUUCCAGCACCUUCUUCAAAUACGACGAAUGGAAUUGCCAAUAAUAAUGGAAUUAACGGGACAGCAGAUGUUAAUAAUAAUAAUUAUGGUUCCACCACAACGGCUGCAUCUAACGGAUUAGGCGUUGUUCAUCCAUCGUCGUCCUCUUCUAAUGUGGUCAAAGAAACUGAUAAUGGUAGUAAAAAUGGUAUUAUAGGUUCAAGUUCUACCACGACUGAAGUAACAAGUAACUCGGUGAAUACCGAUAAUAAUUCACCAAAUUCUGUUACUACUUCAAUGAUUGUCCCGUCUCAAGGUUUAUGGGAGAAAAGUACCUCGGCAAUGUUAUCUACUACAACAGUAUCUAAUGGAUCUAACGGAAAUGUUAAUUCAGGUAAUAUAAUGAGCAUAGGGAUGACAUCAUCCUUGACUGGAAUGACGGGACUUGAUAGUCCAGUCUCUCAGAUGGUAAUACCGACUCAAUCUGUAUUUGUAAGGAACAUGAAACCCGUUUCUGAAACUCCAAGUGCUAAUUAUAGUUUACUUUAUAAACUUGAAGAUUCUCUUUCUCAUAAGAAUAUUAUUUUCAUUGGUGAUGUUCAUGGAAUGAUUAAUGAACUUUCGGAGUUAAUAAAUAAAAUUGGUUAUGAUCCUUUAAAAGAUCAUCUGAUUUUUGUAGGUGAUUUGGUAGCAAAAGGACCAGAAUCUAUUCAAGUUCUCAAGUUGAUCCAUUCUUUGGGGGCUAGUUGCGUACGUGGAAAUCAUGAUGAUAAAGUUUUGAGGUGGAAGAGUUUAUUAGAUUCUUUAGAUGCUCAAGGAAUCGGAUUAGAUGAAUAUAUUCGACAGAACAAUAUGCCUAAAGACAUGUCGGUGAAAUCCGAACACAGAUUAAUAGCAGAGCAACUCGACUCGGAACUUUAUGAAUACUUUCUUUGUUGUCCUAUUAUUCUGAAUAUUCCAGAACAUGAUUUAUAUGUAGUUCAUGCUGGUUUAUUACCAGAUACUCCAUUGUUAGAACAAAAUCCUUUCGAUUUAAUGAAUAUGAACAAAAAGGAAGGUCAUGCUUGGACCAAAUAUUGGAAUGCAGCGCAAGAGAAAUCAUUAUCACCUAAAACGGUCAUUUAUGGUCAUGACGCUUCGCGAGGAUUGAAAAUAAAGCCUUACAGUUUUGGACUUGAUUCCAGAUGCGUUUAUGGUGGCGAAUUAAGUGCAUUGAAAUGGAAUGAGAGAGAGAUCAUUAGCGUGAAAUGUAAACAAUAUGCUGAUUAA
Messenger RNA from Funneliformis mosseae, 2832 nucleotides. NCBI's taxonomy places the organism in Eukaryota, Fungi, Glomeromycota, Glomeromycetes, Glomerales, Glomeraceae. The record is from the annotation of a GenBank genome assembly.